AUGGCCUGCAAUCAGAUAAAUACCAAGACUGGCAAACUCACUGACCCCGACAAGGACUACUCUGUGUCGGAGUGGCGCCCGCCUGACAACAUGUUAUCUCAAAAAUUGGGAUUUGGCCCCGACGGACUCGAAGAAUUUUGGAAAGGCAAUGCCGGGGACCUCUUGCGCCUCGUUUGGGAGUCGACUGAGGCCCAAGAGGCAGGAGCAGUUCGGAUCAGUUCCUACAACUGCGGCAACCGGACUCCGCAACCCGUGGCCGAUGAGAACGGCUCCACCGCCGUUUCUUACUGCAAGGAGGGCCAGCUGCAACGCCAGGACAGGUGCGACUGCCCAGGCGCCGCGGCUCGCUGCAGCAAGGACGCCCCGGACGGGCAACUAUUUUGUUUCAAACGGGACGACAACUGGGCAGGCUGCCUUAACUACUGGGACUGCUUGGAGUUCGAUUAUACCUCGUACACGUACACCGGGCGCAAAAUUACGUAUCCCUUGAACGACGGAGUCUACUGGGAUUGCAGUAAGCUGUCUGGGGCCAGCUCCUCCUUCCUGCAGCGCGACGAUGCCGGGCUACCUGCCCCCGGACCGACGCCGGACCAAAACGACGGUCGUGAGCAAAAAACCGACGCUCGCGAUGAAAAUGAUGGCGCCAGCACCAGUACAUCUACGCAGCAGGAGGAGCUGGUGGACACGAAGAAUCACAAAGCUGUGCUGCUUGUGUGAAGAGCUGAAUACCUUCACACCACAGGGAGUUGUCGCUCCCUGUGGGGUAGACUUUCAUGUGCUUCUAGGCCGAUCCCGAGCCUUUGUGCAAAACAGUUUUUAUGAGCCUUCAAGACCAAGAGCGAGACCCGAACUGUUUAUAGUUUUGAAAGCAGAUUUAUCCUUGAGCAAAAAAAUGCCUGCGCAUUAUUAAAUCGCAAAAGAAAACCGCAUGACAGUACGCAUCUGCAGCACGUCUUCGAAUAAUUAUUCGAUGUCAAAACCACUACAAAUCCUUCCUUAUUAAAGUAUGAAUGAGAAUGUCAAUGUUUCGAUUUCAAAGCAUUCAUCCGAUCCACGAACAAGACCAAUAUACAGUACGAAAUCCGAUCGAAUCUAUUAAAAGCACUGUAAAUCCAAUACACAAAAAUCUCGAGUACAACUACAAGUACGAAUAAAACCACAAUCCGCAUGUUAUUUCGUCGAGUGGAAGUUUCACAUUUUCUUUUUCGUUACGCGCCGCCCACCCGACACCGACAGACUGCGACUGCGCUACAGAAAAGAAGCAAGAGCAAUAUCUUCAAUCCCCCUCGAAAAUCAAUCCGACCCCCCGCCUAGUAUGCUUGACUUUGACAACUACUUGAAAAACAAAAAGCCAAAGCACUACCCGACUGCGCGAAAAAAGUGGCAGCCCCACACCGAGAAAAACGCGAGACAACACUGGGAAAGUUAAGGACGCG
This is a messenger RNA of Amoebophrya sp. A120, 1436 nucleotides long. NCBI's taxonomy places the organism in Eukaryota, Dinophyceae, Syndiniales, Amoebophryaceae. The record is from the annotation of a GenBank genome assembly.